ACAAAACUUGACGGGUUUCGAGUUUCACAGGUAAAAGCAGCUCAGUACGAGACAUUAAGGCCAAUUUAGUGUGCGUGGGAGAUCAUCACCUUCAGUGCGUUUCACUGAAUAGACUCAUCCUUCUCUGCUAAACUUGCACUUUACUUUCAAAACACACUUCAGCACGUUGCACUGCGGUUGCGUGUUUGGACAGAGAUGAAUUUAGAGGUGGAUUACGGAGGCUCCGUGAGCAGCGGGAACGGGAAACUGCGCCAGUGGCUCAUCGAGCAGGUGGACAGCAGUAACUAUCCCGGUCUGGUGUGGGAGAACGACGAGAAGAGCAUCUUCAGGAUACCGUGGAAACACGCCGGGAAACAGGACUACAACCGUGAUGAGGAUGCCGCGCUUUUCAAGGCCUGGGCGCUGUUUAAAGGCAAGUUUCGGGAGGGGAUCGACAAGGCGGACCCGCCGACCUGGAAGACUCGCCUCCGCUGCGCCCUCAACAAGAGCAAUGACUUCGAGGAGCUGGUGGAGAGGAGCCAGUUGGACAUCUCAGACCCGUACAAAGUGUACCGCGUCAUUCCCGAGGGCGCCAAGAAAAGACUCCGGCAGGAGGACAGUCCUCUGAGUCCAAUGAGCUAUCAGGUGCACUCCCCCUAUCCUGCCCUGCAGACUCAGAUGCCACAGUACGUGCCCACACCAGAGGUUGGCUGGAGAGAUUACUGUCAGGAGCCGGCCUCCCUGCCUGAGCUGCCCUUCACUCAGUGUCCCUGUCCCCCCCGCAGCCUGCCAUGGCAGGGCCCGUCCAUGGAAAAUGGAUACCAGCUCAGAGCCUCGAUCUACUCGUACGGCCCUGCUGACAGCCAGCCCUCGCCGUUCACACUGGACGCCAGCAUCAGAUCAGCGGAGGCGCUCUCAGACUUCCGCCUGCAUGUGUCGGUAUACUUCCGGGACACUCUGGUGAAGGAGGUGACCACCUCCAGUCCGGAGGGGUGCCACAUCACUCCCUUCUCCCCAGAGGAGAAGCACUACCUGCCGCCCGGAGGUCCCGAGGUCAUCCCCCUGCAUUUGGACAGUCUCUCAGCCCAGAGGAGGUCGGAGGAGUGUCCCCCAAGUCCCCCGUCCGCCCUGGAGAGGGGAGUGUUACUGUGGAUGGGCCCAGACGGACUCUACGCUCGGAAGCUUUGUCAGGGCAGAGUGUACUGGCAGGGAGGACUGUCUCCAUACGGAGACAAGCUCAACAAACUGGAGAGAGAGGUCACCUUUAAACUCCUCCACACGCAGGACUACCUGACAGAGAUCCAGAGUUGCGGACUCCACGGUCGGCCGCUGCCUCGUUUCCAGGUCCUGCUGAGUUUUGGAGACGAGUUUCUGGACGCACAGAGACAAAGACAGAGCCUCACAGUGCAGGUGGAGCCGCUGUUUGCCAGGCAGCUCCAGUACUACGCCCAGCAGAUGGGGGGCCACUACUAUCGCAGCUACGAGCACCCCGGAGUCACAGACCACAUAAACACCCCUGAGGACUACCAGAGGACCUUCACACACCACCACAGCAGCAGCCUGCAGGAGUGAUCUCAGUGGGUUCAAGUGACUGUUGAAAGCUUCACGAUGCAGCGGUGACCUUUGACACCGGAGACAAGGACACUCUGAGACAAGAGGACAAACUUGGACAGUGUUGUACAUAACGAUUAUGGACAUUUAAUGACAGUGUUCGCCCUGCAGGGUUCUGUGUGUGUGUGUGUGUGUGUGUGUUCGUCAGUGUUAUUUUCUUUUUCUCUCCUUACUGUAUUUCUAUGACACCGUGAAUAUUUUCCAUACUAUGCAAAGAAAACUGACAGCUUAAGUGAUUGUACUGUUGAAAACUGUGGGGAAUUUAAGUGCCUUAAGGUGAUAGUUAGACAUUUUGGGAAAAUACGCUUAUUGACUUUCUUGCCGAGUUAGAGAAGAUUAACAUUACUCCCGAGUCCGUGCACAUGAAGCUGCAGCCAGCAGGCGGUUAGCUUAGAUUAUCUUAGUUUAGCAAUAAAAACUCACAAUUUACCAUUGUUAUAUUUUUUGUUAAACUGAAGUGUAAAAAGCUAGAAUUCACCAUUAUGGAGGUUAUGAGCCAAAGUAUUGUCAUCGUUACCUUUGUAAUCCAUACAAACAAAAGAUAUACCGUGUCAUAUGGGGGCGUUAAAGGUACUGGGAGGCAGAUAGUUUACCUCUGGAAUGAGCCCACCUGGAAUGUUUGUAGUUUCUAUGCUAAGCUAAGCUAAUCGUCUUCUGGCAGUAGCUUCAUAUUUGCUAUGAAGAUGCGAGAGGGGUAUGGAUUUACUUGUUUAAUGCUUCCUCUUAUUCAUUUUGUAUUGCUAGUUGACACUAUCACCACUCUUUUGUAAAUUAUGAAGUAUUUUUUAAUUACAUUUUGUAUCAAAUAUUUCAGUUACAUUAUAUAUAUUUUUAAUUUAAGUGGCAUACAUUUAAUCUAAGAAAGAGUUGAAGUAAAUAUUUUGAGCUUUUUUUUUUUGCCUUGAAGGACCACAUUUCUGUUUUUAUAAACAAUAAAUGGCAAUAAAGUGCAAAGAGUGAA
Molecule: messenger RNA, 2551 nt
Organism: Cottoperca gobio
Lineage: Eukaryota; Metazoa; Chordata; Actinopteri; Perciformes; Bovichtidae
Product: interferon regulatory factor 4-like
Exons: 8
Coding region: 196-1551 (451 amino acids)
Biological process (GO): regulation of transcription by RNA polymerase II; immune system process
Cellular component (GO): nucleus
Molecular function (GO): RNA polymerase II cis-regulatory region sequence-specific DNA binding; DNA-binding transcription factor activity, RNA polymerase II-specific; protein binding
Source: RefSeq, a predicted model, not a curated record